Lindgomyces ingoldianus is the source of this 1074-nucleotide messenger RNA. RefSeq lists its product as uncharacterized. NCBI's taxonomy places the organism in Eukaryota, Fungi, Ascomycota, Dothideomycetes, Pleosporales, Lindgomycetaceae. The coding region runs from base 1 to 1074 and encodes 357 amino acids. The record is from RefSeq and is a predicted model, not a curated record. The transcript is spliced from 10 exons.
AUGAAAACUGCUACUCACCUACACUCCUUUGACCUACUGCUGCCUAGCCACGCCACCUGCUGCAUCCUAGAGCUAUUGCAAUCAAUCCAGUUCCUCAUGCCUCUGAAGCUUGAAAUUUCUAUCUUUGUCAAUUCCUUUAAACCUCGUCUACACUCUUCUACCUACAUCAUAAACUUCAAAGUAUCUGUUAGGAAAUUCAGUUCCCAGAUGUUCUUAUAUGCUCCGAGUGUAAGAGCGCAGCUUUUUCAUGGAUGGCAGAAGUAUUUUCUUGUCCCAUUUGCGGAUGCUAUGUAUAUCAAGAUCCAGAAGAUACUUCUCAGAAGGGUGAUGGCGGAGAUGAAGGAAACAUGGAAGAUGAAUAGUGGGAUAUUUUCAAGGGUGCGCCCAACGUUCACUUUCUUCGUCACUAUAACUGACAAGCUUUGUGCAUCAAUGUGGAACUCUGGUCCGCCUCUCAGCUGUGGAAAAUACGGAGCAACAUACCCAGCAACGCUCCGUUCGAACGCGCCUACCCAGUUUCGCUAUAGGCCAAAGAACGCCACCUUGUGCUCGACUAUUGCAAUGGCCGAAAAUAAAACCACUGAGCAAGCCGAACAUGCCUCUUCUCCAAGCUCGCUUUUAGCCUCGUCUUGCACCCUCCCUGCCCAGAAUCCAAGGGCCUCCGAACCUGCUUCCACCACAAUACCCAUACCCCCUAUAUUGAGCAACCCACUGGCCGAAUCACCAACAUCUACUACGGCUCUGCGAUGGGCGGUAUAUCCUUGGGCCAUCACCUCACCAGCAGUCCACCUACUCCCAAUCAAGCCUCUCUUAUCAUCGAGCCACCCAGCCCCCAAACGAGAUCAUCCAUGCAAGGGGGACCCCUAUUCAGGUAUCAAUACGCAAAUCCCAAUUGUUAGUCUCGAUUCUGCGCGGAGGAUGUCAGUGUAUUUCGUGGGCGGGAUGUACACUGAUAAAUGCUACUGCAAGUAUCCCAAAUGUGAUCGGCGCUCCGGUGCGGGAAGACUUUGGGUACACCCCAGUUCUAGGGCAAUACAGAAUGAUGAAAUGAACUAUAGCAUGCUAGGUAGCUAG